Molecule: messenger RNA, 5282 nt
Organism: Xiphias gladius (swordfish)
Lineage: Eukaryota; Metazoa; Chordata; Actinopteri; Istiophoriformes; Xiphiidae
Gene: rbm47
Product: RNA binding motif protein 47
Exons: 7
Coding region: 253-2103 (616 amino acids)
Cellular component (GO): nucleus
Molecular function (GO): mRNA binding
Source: RefSeq, a predicted model, not a curated record
GUUAGACGUGUCUGAGUUCUCUUCUGAUUGUGCUUUCGGGGACCUGUCAUUGAAGAAAGGAGGUGCCUUGACAGCGAUUGGGAGGCCGGAGAGAACCUGACAGACAAGCACAACGGAGGAGAGGAAGAGGAAGGGAAGAUGAGAAAGUGACAAGCUGGAUCUUUGCUUUUUGAACGGUGACUAAAGAACCUACAGCGACUACACGUACCCUCAUCCUACAGGCCCCAGAUCUGAUUGGAUGGUUUUGUCAGAAUGACAGCCGAAGAUCCUGCUUCCUCCUCGACCAUGAGCAAUAACGCUGCCCCCUCCAAACCCUCCAAACCCUCCUCUGGUGUCUCCCACCACUCUCUCCAUGGACAGAUCAACAUCCCUGAGGGUGUUGCAGGUGCUCCCAAUGAGGCUGCACUGGUGGCCCUGAUGGAGCGCACUGGCUACAGCAUGGUCCAGGAAAAUGGUCAGCGUAAAUAUGGCCCUCCUCCUGGUUGGAAUGGUCCAUCUCCUCCACGGGGAUGUGAAAUCUUUGUGGGCAAAAUCCCGCGGGACGUUUAUGAGGAUGAGCUUGUCCCAGUGUUUGAGUCCGUGGGACGCAUCUAUGAGAUGCGGCUGAUGAUGGACUUUGACGGGAAGAACCGAGGGUAUGCAUUUGUGAUGUACACAGAGAAACAUGAGGCCAAACGUGCCGUGCGGGAGCUCAACAACUAUGAGGUGCGGCCUGGGCGGCUACUGGGGGUCUGCUCCUCUGUGGACAACUGCCGUCUGUUCAUUGGUGGCAUCCCCAAGACCAAAAAGCGUGAGGAGAUUCUGGAGGAGGUUUCUAAGGUGACAGAAGGUGUACUUGAUGUCAUAGUUUAUGCCAGUGCUGCAGACAAGAUGAAGAACCGUGGCUUUGCCUUUGUGGAGUAUGAGUCACAUCGUGCCGCCGCAAUGGCUCGCAGGAAGCUGAUGCCUGGACGUAUUCAACUGUGGGGUCACCAAAUUGCAGUGGACUGGGCUGAGCCAGAGAUUGAUGUGGAUGAAGAUGUGAUGGAGACAGUGAAGAUCCUCUACGUCAGGAAUCUAAUGAUGGAGACCAGUGAGGAAACUAUUAGACAGCAGGUGUUCAGCCAGUGGAACCCUGGAUGUGUUGAACGUGUUAAGAAAAUCCGUGACUAUGCCUUCGUCCACUUUACCUCACGGGAGGAUGCCGUCCUGGCCAUGGACCACCUCAACGGCACAGAGGUGGAAGGGUCCUGCAUUGAGGUGACACUCGCCAAGCCAGUUGAUAAAGAGCAAUAUUCACGUCAGAAGGCCUCUAAGGGGGGAGUUUCUGCCACUCCAGAGGCUACUCAGCAGAACUAUGUAUACCAGUGUGAUCCCUACACAUUGGCUUACUAUGGUUAUCCCUACAACACCCUCAUUGGACCAAACAGGGAAUACUUCGUCAAAGGAUCCCCAAUGAUACAGAACAAUGCAGGUACUGUGCGAGGUCGUGGUCGUGCUGCUGCAGGUAACCGUACCCCUGGACCGCGGGGGUCGUACCUGGGGGGUUACUCUGCUGGUCGUGGCAUCUACAGCCGUUACCAUGAGGGCAAGACCAAGCAGCCCGAAAAGCCCUAUGAGCUGAUGCCCAGUCUGGAGCUCGCUACCUCUGUCAACCCAGUUGGCAUCAAACCUGGCACAAUGGCAUUGCCGACUCUGGGUGGGCAGUACCCAGUGUUCAGUGCGGCUCCCGCAGCCAAGCUGAUGGAGGAGGGGAAGGUGCACACGGUGGAGCACCUUAUCAACCCUCUGGCCAUGCAACACCCUGAGCACACCACCGCUACUGCUGCUGCCACGGUCCUACCUGCAGUCUCUACCCCUCCACCUUUCCAGGGUCGUCCAAUUACUCCUGUCUACGCCAUGGCCCACAAUGUACAGCGUAUCCCAGCAGCCGGUGGCCUGUAUGGAGCUGGAUACGUCCCCAUCACAAACUACGCUGCCAACACAGCGACUCUGGCCGCUCUGCAGAAGAAUGCAGCGGUGGCGGCUGCGGCAUAUGGAGGCUACACCGGCUACGCUGUGCCACAGGCCUUCCCCGCCACGGCCUUCCAGCUGCCCAUCCACGAUGUCUACCAGACAUACUGAUUCUGUGGCUCAGACCACAUGAAAUAACGACAAAGUUAUCCCUGCCUGUGACUGAACGACCUCUGCAACAUCUCAUAAGUGUCUGUCCCAUCAUAUAGAAACAUCUCUUGAGCUCGUGAACCUCCAAGAGCUCUAACGGAACGUCGUUUGGAGCAAAUGUUCAGAACACAGACAGCGACAAAAUGACAAUCUGACAUCUCAUAUCUGUCCCACCUCCUGGCCUCAGUAUAUCCCGGACCCAAGGCAGCCAAAUGACAGGCUUAACACAAAACACAUAGAAGACAGUCCACUCACUGAGGAAAGCUACCCUGUAUGCGGUGACAGUCGCCCCCAAACAAUAAGCAUAACUCACAAUAACAACACAAACACAACUCCCUUUCUCUCUGACCCUCACCACCUUGUUGCUGUGGCAACAAGAACACUGAAGGUACAUUCAAGUAUUUAUGAAGCGAAGAUACAUAUUUAAGGUUUUGUUUUCUGCAGGUCUCUCUUUUUAUUUUGGGGUAGUCAUUUUUUUUUUCUGAAGCAGGACCUUUACACAAUGUCUAAAAAAUAAAAAUAAAAAAGUGUAUAAAACUUGGAGGGAGAAAAAAAUUUUAAAAAAUAAUUGAAAGGAAGUAAAAGUACAACAGGAACUACUGACAGAUGAGGAUACCACGGAACACAGCUGUCUUUGGAUAAACUAAUGUUUUUUCAUAAGUUUUUUUUUCAUCGAUAUAUAGUAUUCUAGCCAAUUCUACAUGCUGUAGGUGACGCUGUCCGUCCAUGCUGGUUGAAUGUGUAUGCUUCAAACACACCUGUUUGGUACUUUUUGGUUUAUGUAGUUUUAUUUUUAUUUUGGUUGUUUUAAAUGAAGGUUCUAAGUGGUUGUUUGUGUGUAUGUUUGUUUUUUCUGACUAUAAUUAGUUUGCUUGUUUUUAUGGCUCCGCUUUAACCUUUGGAAACAUAUAGUGUAUCUUGGUUUAUUUGAAGAAAAGUAGCCAGCUUACUAAUAUUAUUCCCUGGGGAACAAAUAAUAGAGAAGGAAAACUGGAAAACUUUUUCAGUGAUGGGCUACAUGGUUUAUGUGUGAGCCUUAUCGAAAGUGACAUCAUGUAUAGGGAGAUGUUUCCCAUCCUCUGAAACUGUGCUGGCAGGGGACUAAGACUGAACAGAUAUUAGUUGUUUUUUCUCAUUUAUGGAUGUUUUUAUUUUUGUUUUUGAAUUGUUUGACUCUUGAAUGGUGAACAAAUACGGACAGAAAUUAGAGAGAUUUUUCUAUGUGGACUGGAGCACUCUGUCUACUAAAGCGCUCCUGCUUUUGCCAGUGCUAACCAAAAACUUGUGGCUCCAUACACUCCAGUUUCAUGACGUUAGAAAACUUAUCUGGGCCUGACGACAGUGCCUUACACCUGCAUGUAUGUGCUACUCUAUGCUUUCCACUGUGCCUUUCAUAACAAAGCUCUAAGCCCAUGUGGUUGGCACAAAGAGGAGAAGGCUUCCAUCUGUGCAUUUCAUCGGAGCCUUCUCCAUUCUGAUUUCUAAUUAACCAGAUUUUGAGUUUUACUGUAUUUUGGUGAGACAAGUAGGUUUCAGUCUCUGCAGUCAGCUGUGACAAGGCUACCUCUCUCUUGUAGUCUCUUCUCUGAAUGAUCCUGCAGUAACACUCUCUAUGUUUGUCUCCGCUAGAUUUCUUGUCCUCCAAACUGUGCUUUACUGAGGUGCACUUAAAGAUAUUUAUGAAAGGCAAGAGAUUGCCACUUUCAGAUGAAGAGAUAUUAAAUACUAAGCAUGGAUUCAUGUGUGAAGUUGGCGGGUUGGUGUUUUUCAGUGUCUAGGUGUCUGACGGAAUUUUUCCUCGCAGAUAAAGCAUUAAACAUAAAAUAACCCUUUAUGAAUGUUUAGCAGGCACUUUUAAAACUCCACAAUGUGUUGAAAACAAGUGUAAAAUUGAACUGGGAAUAACUGGAGCAAUACCUCAUGCUGAAUUAUACAAGUAGCUAUGCAUGUAUUGGAUGUACUACAACAAACAAACAACAGAUGCAAGCGGCUGCUGAUCAUGAAGUCACACUCCACAGCGGCCAUCUUUAUAUAAGAACUUGCAAAACAUUUGUAUGCUGGCUUGUACUUGUAAACCAGUUCUGGUAGUUUGAAAUUUUGCAAUCCAUUUUCUUUCAUUCAUUUUUCAUUCUCAGAUUUUUUUACAACAUUUUACACACAAAGUCAUAAGAUAAGUUCGACUUUGGUGAUGGCCUGAAUGUUGAGGUUAUGAAAGAGAUCAUGACAAAGUUAUUGAUCCAAGAAGUUAAAUGAAAAGUUUGAUCAGCAAACAAGACACAUUUGUUUCAUCUCCCUUGACAUUUUUCGGCUUCUCUCCCCUCUGAAACUGGAUUUCACUUAGAAAGCAAACUGCUGUUGACCGCUUUCAUUAUUUUCUUGUAUGAUGACAAUAAGUCAGGAUAUAUUUAAUAUAUGCAUUACGUGUGUUGUGUGUAUGAAGUGAGAAGAAAAGGUAUAAUAUAUUUUAAAACAUAUUUCUUUUCUUUAUUUACACCUUGUUUAGGGAUAAAAAGUCAGAGUAACAAACGUAGAAAAAAAAACUUUUUUUUUUUGCCAAAGUGUCCAAUAGUUUUUAAACAUUCAAGGUUAAUGUGUUUUUGUUAUGGUAUGUGUAAUAUUAUGUUUGCUAUUUUUAACCAGAUUUGGUGUUGUGAGUGGGAACACAAAGGCCUUCUCCUUCUGCUUCAUAUUAUCGACCAAGAAAAGUGGCCAACCGAAGUGUGAUGACCCUCUGGCACUUUGAGCUGUUGGUGUUGCACCUCUGCUUGUCAGUUUUGGCGAAGCUAUCAAAUAUCUACUCAUGAUUUAACUGCCCUGUGUUAGGCAGCAGAAAAUUGUGUCCUUCUGGUUCUGCCUCCCGCUCAAAACACCUGCUUUACUUUCUAUUGCCUGCAUUCCACCCACACUACAGCAGCAGGAUAAACUCCUCCUGCUCCUUGUCUCAGUGGUGUGGAGCUACAUGUGUCUAGUUUAUUAUAGGUAUUACCAUUUAAACUCUUCCUAGUGUGUGCCUUAUUGCCAAAAUGUGCCCUUUGCUUUUCCUUUGUAGAUCUAUGCAGACUAUUUUCUAUCUGAAGGUUUAUUUAAAAAAAAAAAAAAAGCUUGUUCGGCAUUGUUAUAUUUAUAGUGAUAAAGUAGAU